GGUCUUUUUCCUUUAACCUUGCAGAGAACCUUCUGAGGCUCCAAUCACUUUUGAUGCAGAUUCUUUUCUUAAUUAUUUUGACAAGAUUUUAGGGCCAAGACCUCAUGAAUCAGAUUCUGAUGAUCUGGAUGAUGAAGACUUUGAAUGUUUAGACAGUGAUGAUGACUUGGAUCUUAAAACACAGGGGACUGGGGAAGAAGCAUCUUUAAAAGGAACUCUUAAUGAUCUCAAGUCAUACAUGGCCCAGAUGGACCAGGAAUUGGCAAAUACCAGCAUUGGCAAAAGUUUCACCACCCAGAAGCAAAUGGAACCUCUCUCCCAGACUACCAGUAAUAAUUCAGAUGAGGAAGAUUCUGGUGCAGGAGGAUCUGUUAUGACACCAGUGGACGUAGACCUGAACCUGGUUUCCAACAUACUGGAAUCCUAUAGUUCCCAAGCUGGCCUGGCAGGACCUGCGUCCAACCUUUUACAAAGCAUGGGAGUACAGCUGCCUGAUAACACCGAUCACAGACCCACAAGUAAGCCGAUGCAAGAUUAACCAGCACAUCUCACCUCUUUUUUCUUCUUAAAUAAAUAUUGAGUCUGAUUGUGCUCA
Molecule: messenger RNA, 595 nt
Organism: Lynx canadensis (Canada lynx)
Lineage: Eukaryota; Metazoa; Chordata; Mammalia; Carnivora; Felidae
Product: protein ecdysoneless homolog
Exons: 3
Coding region: 239-538 (99 amino acids)
Cellular component (GO): nucleus
Source: RefSeq, a predicted model, not a curated record